GAAGAACAGUUUUCGGAGGCCCAAGAGUUACUACAAGCAAUUUGAAAAAAAAGUCCAGUGAAUGUGAUGACUUUUCACAAUCGCAUGUUACCAUUGCUAAUGAUGCUACAAUGCAACAUGUAAGAAUUAAAUGUGGAAGUUAUUAUAUUCUCAAAGUGCUGGAAAUGCUAUGUGUCUUAGUAAACAAACGGUUGAUGAAUUGAAAAUGACUGUGCAUUCUUUUGUAGAAGUAUCUAAAUACCUACUAAACCAUGGAGUGGAUUUUAUAUUGAGUGAGAGGUUCCGUCAAGACCCACUACAAGCCCACUUCAGUAAGCAUCGGCACAGAGGAGGAGGAGCAAAUAACCACCCAACAGUUAUGGCUUUUGGGUAUCAAGAGAAUGUCAUCAGACUUCAAAAAUCUUAUCACAUGCAGUGCAUCACAGGCAAUACAGGGAGACACAAGAGAAGGCCCUUACAGCAUAUAGUAGAUGAUACUCCUCCUCUUCUCUUCCCAAACAGAAGUGUUAGUAUUUCUGUUUUUGAAAACAAUGUAAAAUAGUAAAAAAACAAGAUAUACUAAUAUAUUGCUGUUUUUUGUAUUUAUUGUUAGAUGUAAAUAAGUUAUAAAUAAAUACAAAUUUUAAU
Molecule: messenger RNA, 627 nt
Organism: Saccoglossus kowalevskii
Lineage: Eukaryota; Metazoa; Hemichordata; Enteropneusta; Harrimaniidae
Source: RefSeq, a predicted model, not a curated record